This is a messenger RNA of Dicentrarchus labrax (European seabass), 1124 nucleotides long. RefSeq names its product RAD52 motif containing 1 (gene rdm1). Lineage: Eukaryota; Metazoa; Chordata; Actinopteri; Moronidae. The coding region runs from base 159 to 1001 and encodes 280 amino acids. Gene Ontology annotation, cellular component: nucleolus. The record is from RefSeq and is a predicted model, not a curated record. The transcript has 8 exons. Gene Ontology annotation, molecular function: RNA binding.
GUGAGUAAAUCCAACGACCGGAGACUCAACCAGCGGCCGGUUAACGGUUAACGGACGGUUAACGGUUAACGGUUAACGGUUAACGGACCGGUGGUUCAUCGUUCAGUGUUUACAGUGUGGAGAGAAACCCGCCGUUUUAUGGUCGCUCCGCCGGUGUGAUGGAGGUGGACAUCCUGGAGUUCCAGGUUCCUGUGGAGAACAAUAAGACUCUGUUUGUGUGGAACAUCCAACCGUCUCACACUGAGGCCCGGAUCUAUGACGGGCUGUACGGCGUGUUCUCGUCCUUCGGUCCUCUCUACCUGCUCAAGGUGUGUCCCAACGCCGCCCUCAGCCCGCCCGGGUUCUACGCCCUCAUUAAGUUCUACUCUGCUGCUCAGGCCUCAAAGGCUCAACGGCAGACUGACGGACGCUCGCUGCUGCAGAGCUCGCCACUACAGGUGAGGCUGAGCUCCAAACAGACUCCUCACUUCCUGUCUGACGGCCGCAGACCUCUGAGUCACGCCCGCUGUCUGGAACUGGCCAAUCACUGCCUGGGAUUCAAUGGCUGGACCUCUGACAUCAUCACACUGAAGGAGCUCACCAACGAAGAAGAAGAAGAAGAAGGGGAGGAGGAGGAGGAGGAGGAGGAGGAGGAGGGUGGAGGAGGCCGUCGGAGGAAGAGGAGGCUGAGGUUCGGCUGUCUGCUGCAGCUCUCCUUCCCUCGUCACGGACAGACGACCAGAGCAGCAGCAGUGGUGGAGGACAGCUUCACCUGCACAGGUCCAGAUGUUCUGCUACAGAAACGAUGUUACCUGCACAGGAUGGUGAGAGAGAGAGCGCUCGCCCAGGCCUUCUCUACAGUGCUGCUAAUACUGCUGGGAAACGGUAAAGUGAUGGUGGAGGUGAAACAGACGUCAGAUCAGUUCCAACCUGAGGAGACUGAAGGAGUCCUCCAGGUGAAUGAGUUUGCUGCUGAUGAAGAGGAUGAUGAUGAUGAAGAGUGGGAUCUGACUGUGUCAUAGACACCCAGAAGAUUGUGGGAAGGAGGAAUCUGUGCUAACAGUGGUGCAUGGUGGGAAUCCUGAGCAGAGUUCAUUUUGGUGUUUAAUUAGUUCAAUAAAUCAGUUUGAUUAAUGAAAGUAGAA